AUGGCUAAAGGAAAACAAUCUGCUGGAAGUAAAGGAAAAGAGAAGGAAGUUAAAAAAGAUGAUGGCAAGUUAAAGCCAGCUACCAGUGUCAAGGUCAGACAUAUUCUGUGUGAAAAGCAUUCUAGAAUCAUGGAGGCAUUAGCUAAAAUCAAGGAGGACAAUAUGAGAUUUGAUAAGGUCGCCGAGUUGUACAGUGAGGACAAGGCCAAACUUGGAGGUUCGCUUGGUUGGAUGACUCGCGCUGGUAUGAUCGGUGUAUUUCAAGAUGCAGCUUUUGCAUUACAACCUAGCACUUGUGAUAAACCCAUUUUUACAGAUCCUCCAGUCAAAUCCAAGUUUGGCUAUCAUCUUAUCAUGGUUGAAGACCGUAAAUAA
This is a messenger RNA of Mucor mucedo, 375 nucleotides long. RefSeq names its product FKBP-like protein. The record is from RefSeq and is a predicted model, not a curated record. Gene Ontology annotation, biological process: rRNA processing. Bases 1 to 375 code for a protein of 124 amino acids. Gene Ontology annotation, molecular function: DNA binding; peptidyl-prolyl cis-trans isomerase activity. Lineage: Eukaryota; Fungi; Mucoromycota; Mucoromycetes; Mucorales; Mucoraceae. The transcript has 6 exons.